AUGCCUUCCUCGCCAUCCGCAGCAACCAACGCAUCUUCCUCUGAAAGCGCACCCCUGCCACCGCCGAAAGACGCUCCGUCGCCACCACCAAAGUCGCCCAAGUCGCCCAGAUCCAACCCCCCAUCUCCCGCUCCGGCUCCGGCUCCAGUUUCCGAAGCACCCCUUGACACGCCCGCACCGCAUCGUACUUCCACCCCACUCGCACCCGCCAAGCCGCCGGCACCCGAGCCCGUGCUCGCGCCCACACCUGGCCCAACCCCAGGCCCAAGCUUGUCCUUGGACCAAGCUAACGUGAAUGCGAAUUCGCUGCGCGUGCGUCCCGACCUCGCCGAGUUUGAUCCGUACGACACUCCGGCGCCGCAGGUCCGGCCCAAGCCACCAGCGGGGCCAGGUGCCGAGGUCCGCCGCAAAUCUCCAGCCGGAGACGAGAAUGCGGUGCGGAGGAGUUCUGAUCAGCCUGACCGCGAGCCGCGGCGCAGUCCUAAACCGCGACAUAGCGCGGACAGGCGCGAGCGCCGCAGCGAGGACCCCCGGCGACGAAGCCCUCGUCCUGAGGAACCAGCGUUCAACUUCUCCGGCUUUCUCAAGGACCUAAGGACCAAGUCUGCCGAUCCUGUUGCACGAUACUUGAAGAGCUUCCUCAACAACUUUGCCAAGAAGCCGUUUACGGUCAACGAGCAGAUCAAGCUUAUCCGCGAUUUUUUGGCCUUUAUCGAGGGUAAGAUGCGGGCCGUCGAGCCAUGGAAGUUGCAGAGCGAGGCAGAGUUUGACAAUGCGCUCGAGGCGAUGGAAAAGCUCGUCAUGAACCGACUCUACCCCUACACAUUCACACCACAGUUGCACGAGGGCCACCAAAUAACCACGGACGACCUCGAGCGCGAUGCCGUGUUCGCGCAACGCGUGCGCCUCUUCGGCUGGGUGGAGGAGAAACACCUCGACGUGCCCGAGGGCGAGGCUGCGCAGGGCUUCCUCGGCUUUGCUGAGCAGGAACUGCUAAAGAUCAACCAUUACAAGGCACCACGAGACAAGAUGAUCUGCAUACUCAACUGCUGCAAGGUCAUCUUUGGCCUGAUCCGGCACGCGAUGGGCAACGAGGCGGGUGCGGACGCGUUUGUGCCCAUCCUCAUCUAUGUGGUGCUGCGGGCGAGUCCGGACUGCAUGCUGUCCAACGUCGAAUACAUCCAGCGCUUCCGGAACCCGGAGAAGCUGCAGGGCGAGGCUGGGUAUUACUUGUCCAGCCUACAGGGUGCGAUUGCCUUCAUCGAGACAAUGGAUGCAUCGAGCCUGUCCAACAUCACGCAGCAGGAGUUUGAGAGCAACGUCGAAAAGGCGAUCCGGGAGCUGCCUGAGUCGCCGUCUUCGCCGCGUGCGCGUGCGUCGCUUCCAACGAGCGACAUGUCCCCUUUCGCGACGUCGCCUGGCGAGGAACAGGCGCAGCAACUUGCACUGCCGGCUUCAGCUGCCGCGCUGGAUGGCACGAGGCGCUUCUUCCAGCGCACGGGCGACGCGGCCAAGGAGGCUGUAUCGCGCCCACUGAGCGCCAUCACCAAGAUCCUAGAGAAUAUGCAGCAGCAGGGCUACGACAGCGAGAGCGGAGACGACGAGGACGGCGAGCACGUCACAAUGCAGUGGACGCCGGGCGGCUCGCGCGACCGCGAGGCCGACAGCCGGGCGAGCGCACAGCACGCAUCGACAGGCUUGCCGAUGAACACGCCAUCAAGACAGCCACAGCCACAGCCGCCGAGCCGCCUCCUUGCACAGCUGGGCAUCUCGCCAGCGCAGUCGGAAGGCGUAUCCCGCCAACCUACGCCGCAGCCGUUCCCACAGCCUGUGUUCCAGGGCCAGUACCCGGGCCAGCAGCAGAUGCAGCAGGGAUAUUACCACAACCCGCAACCGCCGGGGUACGCCGAGGACCCCUACCACGACAACAUGCAGUCUACGCUCGAUGCCAGCAACGCCCAGUUUGCGCGUGACCAGGCACGCGGAGCCAACGUGCUCACGCUGCACCAGAUGUUCCCGGCGCUCGACGAGGAGAUUGUCGAGGCCGUCCUGUACUCUUGUGGUGAGGACCUCGGAGUCGCAAUAGACAGGCUGCUUGAGAUGUAG
Messenger RNA from Cutaneotrichosporon cavernicola, 2106 nucleotides. RefSeq lists its product as uncharacterized. NCBI's taxonomy places the organism in Eukaryota, Fungi, Basidiomycota, Tremellomycetes, Trichosporonales, Trichosporonaceae. Gene Ontology annotation, molecular function: ubiquitin binding; guanyl-nucleotide exchange factor activity; small GTPase binding. Gene Ontology annotation, cellular component: cytosol; endocytic vesicle. Gene Ontology annotation, biological process: vesicle-mediated transport. The coding region runs from base 1 to 2106 and encodes 701 amino acids. The record is from RefSeq and is a predicted model, not a curated record. The transcript is spliced from 7 exons.